AUGCCUACUGCCCCGGCCCUCGCCCGCGACGCCCUCCACACCAAGAUGGAGCAGCUGGAGGAGCAGCUCCUCUCAAAGAUCCUGACCCUGCAGAAGGAGCGCCAGGCUGCCAGCACUGACCACAGCCAGCAGCAGCACAACAUAGAGAAGGAGCUGAACUCCCUCCAGAACCGGGUGACAGAGCUGGAGCAUGGACCUCCAGGUUACAACCCUCCUGAUGCCUUCAAGGUGACCAUCCCGGUGCAGAACAACUACAUGUAUGCCCGCAUGAAGAAGAGCCUGCCAGAGCUGUAUGCCUUCACCAUCUGCAUGUGGCUGAAGUCCAAGGCCCUGGCAGGGCUCGGCACCCCUUUCUCCUAUUCUGUUCCAAGCCAAGCUAAUGAGAUUGUGCUGCUGGAGUGGGGCACCAACCCCCUGGAGCUGCUCAUCAAUGACAAGGUCGCCCAGCUGCCACUGAGCCUGAAGGACAAGGCCUGGCACCACGUCUGUGUGGCAUGGACCACCCGAGAUGGAAAAUGGUCAGCUUACCAGGACGGUGAGCAGCGGGGCGCUGGUGAGAACCUGGCUUCCUGGCACUCCAUCAAGCCCCAAGGCAUCAUCAUCCUGGGCCAGGAACAGGACACACUGGGCGGCCGCUUCGAUGCCACGCAGGCCUUUGUGGGAGAGCUGGCGCAGUUCGGCGUGUGGGACCACAUGCUGGCACCGGCGGAGAUCCUGGCCUUAGCCAACUGCACCUCCCACCUCCAAGGCAACGUGAUCCAGUGGGACGACCAGGCGGUGGAGGUCUUUGGGGGUGCCAGCAAGGGGGCGUUCACCGCCUGUGAGGAAGGGAGAAAGGCAUGA
Apaloderma vittatum (bar-tailed trogon) is the source of this 843-nucleotide messenger RNA. RefSeq names its product neuronal pentraxin receptor-like. The transcript has 4 exons. The record is from RefSeq and is a predicted model, not a curated record. NCBI's taxonomy places the organism in Eukaryota, Metazoa, Chordata, Aves, Trogoniformes, Trogonidae. Bases 1 to 843 code for a protein of 280 amino acids.